Molecule: messenger RNA, 2417 nt
Organism: Leopardus geoffroyi (Geoffroy's cat)
Lineage: Eukaryota; Metazoa; Chordata; Mammalia; Carnivora; Felidae
Gene: CCDC60
Product: coiled-coil domain containing 60
Exons: 14
Coding region: 465-2114 (549 amino acids)
Source: RefSeq, a predicted model, not a curated record
CUUGCAGUUAGCCGAUUUUCUCUCCCUAGCGUUGGGAACCUGAGCCUCACACUGGGGCCGCCUUAAGAUAGGGAUCUGGGGGCCCCUCUGUGGGCUCCCUUCAGACUUUAUCAGUGGAGUUUUAUUUUUUUUACCUCGUAUUUUAUUUUCGUUUAUAAGAGAGAAAGAUAUCCCCUUCCAAAGAGAGGGAACGUUCGUGAAAGUUUGUGACUUUCUAAGAAGUGAAUAAUUCCAAGCUUGCCUGAUUCUACCCAGUCUGGACCUCCUUAUCCUGUUUAUGGGAAACCCAGAUGACCUGCCUCCUUACUCCUGGGUCAGAAGCCUCUUUGGAGUCUAUGUAAUUGGCAUUGGAAAUCAGGGAGAAACUGCUGGAGCCUCUCACACCAGUGGCUGCUGAAGGAGAAGAUUCGGGGGAGGGGAACCUCUCUUUAGGGGGCACAGGCCACACCUGAGGGAUUACCAAGAUGACCAAAAUACCAGCCACCAAGAAGGUGCAAAGCGUCCCCAACGCAGGGGCCCUCUGGCCCUUUUAUGCCUCAGAACAUCUAACACAGGUCCCAGACAAGCCGAUGAAGAGCAUCAAGUACAUGGACAAGGAAAUCAUAAACCUCAAAAAAGACCUUGCACGAAGCCGCAUGCUGAUUCGGUCGGUGAAGACAGGCCGCGGCUACUUUAGCAUGUUGCAGGAGGAGAGUGCCUUGAAAAAGAAGCAACAGUACCUUCAGAAACUGAAAGAGGAAGAAAGAUAUAAAUUCCAGCCAGCCAAAAAGACCUCAGAAGUCCACUAUGGUGAUAUUCUUUUGACCACAUACGACCAAGCCAAGGUUAGGAAGAUGGGCGCUGGAGUCGUACUUCGCCCAUUCACCCCCGUGCACAGCUGCAUCAUCUCAUCCUCGCUACCCGAGGCUCACGUGGAGCCCCUCUUCCGCCAGCUCUGUGCCCUCCACUGGCUCCUGGAGGCCCUGACUAUCGACCACGCCCACCAUACUAUGAAGCCUGUGAUCACCUGCUGGAAUCCAAAGGACCCGGGUGGAAGCAAGAGCACAAUAAAAAAAAUCAAUAAGGACAAGUCCAUGGGACAGAGGUGGGAGCACUUCGUGACAGCGCCUAAGACCAAGAAAUUCAAAAUUCCUAUACUGCGUGUCACCAACCGCAAGCCAAGCCGGCGAGGCUCCACCCUCAGUCUGUCUCGGACCAGUGGGGGAUCAUCCCCCCAGAGCAGUAUGAUGUCCAUGAACCCCGGCUCAGACGAGCCCCAGAGUGUGAUCACCCAGGCAACAGGCAGCAAGGACAUUGAGGACAAUGAAUCCUCUUCGACCAAGCCUGACGAAGAACCUCUCCAUAUCAAUCUGCAGAAGCUCCUGGAGAUGGUUCGGGAAGAUGCCCGGAGGACAGUCAUAAUGGAAAAUGGGAUGCACAAAAAAGCGCCCAGUAUCUUGUCAAUGCUCAAACAAACCAAGAGUGAUUCUGCCUAUAAAGAUGUGCAGACCACCCGCAAAUCAAGUGAAAGAUCUAGCAGUACAAGUGGAGAAAGCCACACUCUGCUCAUCCAGAAGAAGUCUAAAAGCCGUACCAACCGGGACAUUAUCCAGUGCAAGAGUGGCGUGUGCAACACCAUGAGGGCAAAGUUUUACAGCGUGGCCCAGGAAGCUGGCUUCUGUCUUCAGGACAAGAUGGAAAUCCUCAUGAAGCGCCAAGAAGAGAGAGGUCUCCAGAAGUUCCAUUCUUUUGUCCUUGUCUCCAAUUUUAAAAAGGAUAUAGCAAAAAUGAGGCAUCAAGUCUCCAUGAUAAAAGGAGAUGCAGAAGAAAUUGCAGACCACUGGUACUUUGAUCUGCUGUCCAAACUCCCCAAAGAUCUGAAGAAUUUCCGCCCUGCCAAAAAGAUCCUGGCGAAACUACAGAAGUUUGGGGAAAACCUAGACCUCAGGAUCAGGCCCCAUGUCCUCCUGAAAGUGCUACAAGACCUGAGAAUCUGGGAACUGUGCUCUCCGGACAUCGCUGUGGCUAUCGAGUUUGUACGUGAACACAUCAUCCAUAUGUCUCAAGAGGAUUAUAUCAACUGGCUGCAGAACCGGAUCAAUAUCCCCAUCCAAUCCCACAGUCUCCGGACAUAGACUGGGCCUGGGUCAACCAGCUGUCCCAAUGGAGGAGGACUAGACUACACAGUAUCCUUGCUUCCUAUCCGGGUUUUUCCUUCCUAUCUACUCUCAUGGAUACCCACUAGAAUAUAUGAGACUGACUUCCGGCAACAUUCUAGAGGGAGAUACUCCCAGGUGGAAACUCCUCUGAACCUCACACCCCACCUCAAACUCCCAGUUUGAGGGAGUUGGUCCAGUCUGACUCUACCCACUCCCUCUCCAAAUUCCUUUACCUUACUCCUCUUCCUCAAAUUCUGGCUAAUAAAAUGGAGCUGAAUA